Platichthys flesus (European flounder) is the source of this 1401-nucleotide messenger RNA. It is a transcript of the gene serpine3, whose product is annotated as serpin peptidase inhibitor, clade E (nexin, plasminogen activator inhibitor type 1), member 3. The transcript is spliced from 8 exons. Gene Ontology annotation, molecular function: serine-type endopeptidase inhibitor activity. The coding region runs from base 55 to 1314 and encodes 419 amino acids. NCBI's taxonomy places the organism in Eukaryota, Metazoa, Chordata, Actinopteri, Pleuronectiformes, Pleuronectidae. Gene Ontology annotation, biological process: negative regulation of endopeptidase activity. The record is from RefSeq and is a predicted model, not a curated record.
UCCAGACCACCUGUUGCACCCUGAGGACACUUCCCCUCUUGAGGCUCUGAGGAAAUGCGUCGCCCGCCGGUGGCUUCACUCCUUAUUUGCUUCUGGUUGGUGGAGAGGAGCCACUGUAACGGUAGCCUGCAGGAGAGCAUGGGAGUAUUGCACACCAGGUUCGCCCUCAGCCUCUACCAGACGCUCACCGAGACGGAGAACAACUCCAACCUGAUCGUGUCUCCUGUGAGCGUCUCCUUGUCUCUGGGUCUGCUGCAGUUUGGGGCCAGGGGCAACACGCUCGCUCAGCUGGAGGGCACGCUGGGUUACAACGUCAACGACGCUAAGGUACAUGACCUCCUGUUGCAUUCCCAGGGUGACGAGAGCAACACCAGCCAGGGGAUGUGGCUGCAGCAGACGUGCACGUUAUUCAUCCAGAGUGGUGUUCAGCUCCUGACUGAGUUCACACAGCACGCAGCCGUCUGGGCCAACACCAGUGUGGUCCGGGCCAACUUCAGCCAACCCAACCACACCCGCAGCCCGCAGGAGAGCCCGAACCACAACCAUGAUGAGACGUGGCCCCUCCAGGCAGGAAGCAGCAGCGGGGAGCUGUCGGGCUCGGGCGAGGCCCAGACGGAGGCUCUGUGGUGGGGCCACCGGCUGCAGAUGGCCCUGGUCAACACGGUGGCCUUCAGGGGCAUCUGGCAGAAACACUUCCUCUUCACCAACACCCAGAACCUUCCCUUCACCCUCUCCGACGGGAGCGCUAUCAAGGUGCCCAUGAUGUACCAGGCCACAGAGGUCAGCUUCGGUCAGUUCAGGACGGCAUCAGACCUGCGUUACACCGUGCUGGAGCUGCCUUACCUGGGCCGCUCCCUGAGCCUGCAGUUGGUCCUGCCCAGCGAGAGGAAGACGCCGCUGUCCUCCCUUGACUCCCAGCUCAACACUCGCCAACUGGCGUCCUGGGACACUGGCCUACGCAGAACCAAGAUGGACAUUUUCCUGCCCAGGUUCAGGAUACAGAACAAGUUUAACCUGAGGUCGGUGCUUCCCGCCAUGGGCAUCAGUGACGCCUUUAACCCAACAGCGGCUGACUUCACUGGGAUUUCAGUGGAGGAGGGCCUUUAUGUGUCUGAUGCUUUCCAUGAAGUGAGGAUAGAAGUCACAGAAGACGGGACAAAGGCUGCUGCUGCCACAGCUAUGGUGCUACUGAAACGAUCCCGUGCUCCUGUUUUCAAGGCGGACCGGCCGUUUUUGUUUCUGCUGCGACAGGUUAACACAGGAUCCGUCUUAUUCAUGGGCCGAGUGAUGAACCCAGCAGACCAAGCACCCUGAAAUUCAUUCAUAACCUGACACCUAUUUCACUACUGGUAUUUAUUUGUGGACCAACAGGAGGGUCCACGGACACUUCAGGAAGAGGGA